AUGGAAUAUCCAUAGAACUUAUUAACAUAAGGAAUCAAAUUCUCAAUUAUAGGAGAUAAUGUAGCAUAAAUUGUAUUACUUCCUGGUGAAUACAUAAUUACAUAAAACAAUUAUAUACAAUAUUAUUCAGACAACAUUGAGAUUAAAACAAAGAGAUCAUAUUUUAUUGUUGCAAAUCAAGUGACUAUUGUGAAUAAUAGCAAAGAGAAUGUUGCUUAUGUAGGAAUUAGUGCUUAAACAGGGAAAGUGAUGGUUUUAGAUGCUGCUAUUUUUAAUAAUUAUUUAAUCAAAGAAUCUUCAAUAUUAGCAGCUAAUGAUUUUAUUGAAGUGGGACCAAUUCCUUAAUUUUAAUAAAACUACUAAAAAAUUGUCUUUUCAAGAGAUCUAAUGAAAUAACAAUUAAUCUUUUUGAAAACCAAUGGAACAGUAAUUGAUAAAGAUCUUGGAGAUGGAGAAUCUAUCACUGUAUAGAAGCAUUCUAUUUUGGCAAUGUAAGAUUUUGUUCGAUAUGAAUUAAACCUAAAAGAUAAUACUAAAGUUAAAUUAAUUGGUCCAGGUAACUUAUCCAAAUAUUGAUAUUAGGUAGAAUUCUUUUUGAAAUCAAUAAUUAAGUUAUGCCAAAUAAUUUAAUGUUAUCAAGAAGAAGACAAUUAAUUCAUUUCUUUUUGUUAAUGUCUAUGCUUUUCUUUUUAUCUUUUGUUGACAUCAUGCUAGACAUUGGAGCCGGAGUUUGA
This is a messenger RNA of Paramecium pentaurelia, 734 nucleotides long. NCBI's taxonomy places the organism in Eukaryota, Ciliophora, Oligohymenophorea, Peniculida, Parameciidae. The record is from the annotation of a GenBank genome assembly.